ACUUGUUGCGCGCAUCCGGGGAGAGCGCACGAGUGCUGUUUUCUUUUCUUCAUCCAAGUCCACGCUCUGAUUUCAGCCAGUGGUUGAGCGGAGCGGAAGAAUGGACCGUGGAGAUCAGCUCACACCAGCAGCCUGAAGUCAGCACGGCUCGCUGCUCACCGACUGUGACAAUCGGUCCAUAAUUAAUGACCAUCGGGGCGGUUCGUUUCCUCCAGCCGGUCCGAGCCGCUGCCGAGCGGCGGAUGCUUUCGGGAGAAAAACACCUUUCCUGCACUGAAUGGCUUCUGCGCGCAGCCGAGACAAAGUUUGUUCGGGUCAGAACCGAAGGCUUGUUUGAUUCCUCCUCUCACCACCGGUGUUUCUGGGACGAGUCCCCCCACCCCCCCGAACCCGGCCCUCCUCUCCUCUCCUCUCCUUCUCGUCGACAUGUCUGAGCGGGAUGGAAAUGGAGACGCGCUGUGCGGCGACGGAGCGCCGGACUUCGUCCCGCCGAGAGCGUCCCGCGGCCGGCGCAGCGGUGUCAUCCUCGCCGCCGGCGGCCAGGACACCGACGCCAUUCUGCUGGAUUCGGUGAAGGCAGCCCCUCGCCGGAGCAGCAUCAUUAAGGAUCCCUCGGUGCAGAAGGUUGGCGGAGGACGGAAGAAGACGGUCUCCUUCAGCAGCAUGCCCUCUGAGAAGAAGGUGAGCAGCGCCGCAGACUGCUUGGCCUUCAUGCAGGGCGGGUGUGAGCUGAAGAAGAUCCGGCCCAACUCCAGGGUCUACUGUCGAUUCUACACGCUGGACCCGGACCUCAGCUGCCUGCGCUGGGAGCCGUCCAAGAAGGACAGCGAGCGGGCCCGCCUGGACGUCUCCAGGGUCCGAGAGGUCCGCACCGGCAAGAGCACCGAGACCUUCCUCCACAACGGGCCCCUCUCCGAGCACCUGGCCGAGGAGGCGGCCUUCUCCGUCAUCCACGGGGAGGAUUACCAGUCUCUGGACCUGGUGGCGUUGUCGGCCGACGUGGCCAACAUCUGGGUGACGGGCCUCCGCUACCUGUUGGCCCACCCCUCGGCCAUCGGCGGCGGCGGCUGUGGAGGGGCGGGGGGCCUGUGCGAAGGAGCGGGCGGCUUGGCGGUGGGCGGCAGCCCGGGGGGGAAGAUGAGGAGCGAGUGGCUGGCGGCGGAGUUCGCCCAGGUGGACGAAGACGGCCACGGCAUCGUGUCGGAGGACGUGGCCGUCGCCACCAUCUGUAAACUCUGCCCCGGCAUCAAAGAAGCAAAGGUGCGCCUGCGCUUUAAGGAGAUCCAGCGCAGCAAGGAGAAGCUCACCUCCCACGUGACCCGAGAGGAGUUCCACGAGGCCUUCUGCGAGCUCUGCACCCGCCCGGACGUCUACUUCCUGCUGGUGCAGCUGUCCAAAGACCGCGAGUGCCUGGACCCGCAGGACCUGCGUCUCUUCCUGGAGACGGAGCAGGGCUUGUCCCAGGCGACCACGGAGGGCUGCUGGGAGCUGCUGCGGCGCUGCGAGCCCUCGGCCCAGGGCAAGGAGAAGGGUCUGCUGGGUCUGGACGGCUUCGCCCGCUACCUGCAGUCUCCGGAGUGCCAGCUGCUCGACCCGGAGCACCUGGGGGUGUGCCAGGACAUGAACCUGCCUCUGUCCCACUACUACAUCAGCACCUCGUACCGCUCCUACCUGCUGGAGGACCAGGUGCACGGCCGAGCGGACCUCGGGGGGCUGAUCAAGGCUCUGCAGUCCGGCUGUCGCUGCGUGGAGCUGGGAGUGACCGACGGCCCGGAGGGGGAGCCCGUCCUCGGGGUGGACUACGGGCCGGACAUCCCCCACCACCACCACCAUCACCAUCACCACCACCACCACCAGCAGCAGCAGCACCAUCACGCGCCCGUCACCAUCCGCUCCGCCCUGGAGGUGGUCAGCGAGUACGCCUUCCUGACCUCCCAGUACCCGCUCCUGCUGUACCUGUGCCAGCGCUGCUCGCCCGGCCAGCAGCGCACCAUGGCGCAGCACUUGAAGAAAGUGCUCGGCCCCCGCCUCUACAAGCCGGAGCCCCCCCCCGUCGGCCCGGGGGGGCGGGCCGCGGCCUUGCCCUCCCCCGAGCAGCUGAAGGGCCGCAUCCUGAUCGUGGGUAAGAAGCUCACCGCCGAGCAGGGCGGCUCCGACGGGGAGGUGUCCGAGGAGGACGAGGAGAUCGGCGGCGGGGGGCCCCUGGCGGGACGUCGCAUGACCAUCCCCGGCGAGGAGGAGCUGGGCGUGGUGCUGGUGGUGCCUCCGCCCUCUCAGCCCAGGAAGCUGCGCCUCCACAGGGAGCUGUCGGACCUGGUGGCGAUCGCCCGCACGGGCAGCCGCGGCUUCUACGGCCAGCGGGCCGGCAAACAGCUGUCCCCGCCCGGCAGCCCCUCCUCCACCGGCCCGCCGCCGCCGCCCUCCGAGGCGCCCGGCUGGACGCUGUGCUCCCUGGGCGAGGGGGAGGCCGGGCGCCUGACCACGGAGAGCCCCGAGGACCUGGUGGCGUUCACCAAGCGCACCCUGACCAGGGUGCGGCCCAGCUCGGUGCGCCUGGACUCCAGUAACCCCAACCCGCAGGGCUACUGGAAAGGAGGGGUGCAGCUCGUGGCCCUGAACCAGCAGACCCCCGGCGCCAUGCUGGACCUCCACCGGGGCCGCUUCUCGCAGAACGGCGGGUGCGGCUACGUCCUGCGGCCGGCCGUGAUGAGGGACGAGGUGUCCUAUUUCAGCGCCCACACGCAGGGCUGCGUGCCGGGGGUGCCGGCGCAGACUCUGCGGAUCAAGGUGAUCAGCGCCCACAACCUGCCCAAGCCUCAGGGGUCGGGGGCCAAGGGAGAGGUCAUCGACCCCUACGUGGUCCUGGAGCUGCACGGCGUGCCGGCCGACUGCGCCGAGCAGCGCACGCGCACCGCCGCCCAGAACCAGGACGACCCGCUGUUUGACGAGACCUUCGAGUUCCAGGUGAACAUGCCGGAGCUGGCGCUGCUGCGCUUCGUGGUGCUGGACGACGACUACAUCGGCGACGACUUCAUCGGCCAGUACAGCGUGGCCUUCGAGGGCCUCCAGCCGGGCUACCGCAACGUGCCCCUGCUGGGCAUGGCGGGGGACCCCUUGCCCCACGCGGGCCUGUUCGUCCACGUGGCCGUCACCAACCGGCCGGGCGGCGGCAAGGCCCAGCAGCGCCGGGGCCUGUCGGUGAGGAGGGCGGGGAGGCGAGGCCGGGAGUACGUGGCGCUGAGGCACACCGGCGUCAAGGCGGUGGACGAGAGCUUCAAGCCGGCCGGCGCCCCCCUGAGGGAGGCCACGGACCUGCGGGAGGACGCUCAGAGCGCCACGGCCAGCUUCAAAGAGCAGUGUGGGCUCCCCACGGUGGCCAAGCUGAAGCAGUGCAUCCAGAGCCUGACCACGAGGCUGCAGGGCCCCGAGGGCGCCAUGGGGGCCGCCAUGGUGCUGAAGGAGGGCUACCCGUGCCUGGAGCCGCUCGCCAGCCUCGCCGAGCCGACGCGCAAGCUGCUCGCCGCCUACGACGCGAUGGUCGCCGCCCACAAACAGCUGAUUGAGAACGCGGGCGGCGUCCAGGAGAGGAUCGCCCACGUGCAGCGGGAAGGGAUGGACUUCCACGAGGAGCUCUCACGGCUGGCCGAGAAGGAGGGGCUGAAGGGACGCAAGCAGAGCAAAGCGGUGGAGAGCUUCACCUGGAACAUCACUGUGCUCAAGGGCCAGAGCGACCUGCUGCGCGGCGCCAAGAUGGACUCCCUGGACGCCCUGAGGCAGCUCGCCCUCGCCUGCGAAGCCUGCGGACUCACCGCCGGGCCCCCGCCCUCCGGCCUCUCCACCGCCGAGCUGCACCGCCCGCCCCAGCCCCCGUCCGGCCGCAGGGGCAGCACGCACGGCAACGGGCGCGUCUGACGCCCCCCACCCCACCCAGAGGAGCAGAGGUUGUUCCUGAAUGAGCCUCACGGGGGAGCUGCUUCUUCUGAAUGAUUCUGCCAGACAACCCGGAGAAAAUCUGCGUUUUUCCCCCCUCUGCAGGAUUUCCCUCAUUAGAGAGGAAACAAUAGACUCCGGAUGAAUUAGUGAAAAGGGGGGAAUGUGUCUCAGUGUCUCAGCCGGUCCCCUGUGUGUGUGUGUGUGUGUGUGUGUGUGUGUGUGUUUUCGUCAGGUCUCUACGAGUCUCUCAAUGAAUGUCACGUUCGGAGAGUUAUCACCUUCCUUAUUAAAUAACAACAACAAACAGAGGUUACGAAGGACAAAGCAAGGUUCCUAAAAGCAAAAGCAGGACCAACUUAAGAUGUUCAUUGAUACCCUGAUUAAACAGAAACAAUAAAACAAACGACUAAAGGCAUUAACGCAAGUAAAACCGGUUUUAAUAAAUGAUUUCAAAUAGAUUUCCAGAGUUUUGAUACAUGUAGGAGAGCAUCACAGGUACAUUGUGUGAAAUAAACCAGCAGCGGAGUGCACACACACACACACACACACACACACACACACACAGGAGCGCUUGUUUUCCUCCCCAGGGUGGCCUUUUAAAACUUGUUGCGCUCGGUUCAGAGGGGCGGGCUGAAACACCAGAGAGGUUUGAGAAGUGUAGUAACACAGGUACACGUGUGCAUAACCACAAUGACGCUGUGUGUGUGUGUGUGUGUGUGUGUGUGUGUGUGUAGAUCAGAUCCCUGCAGUAUUGGUGAAGUACUUAUUGUACUUCGUAUUUAUGUAGCAAUAACUCUAAUGGUCGUUAAAACCAAGUCAUGAGUGCACCUGGACUGACGUAUUGAAGACAACGCAACAGACUUUCCAGCUGGGUGAUGCUUGUAAAUGUGUCCGUGGGGGGGGGGGGCGUUCUGAUUGUGACUCACGGUCCAGCUCACCUGCAGCCGGCGGCGUUCCUCUUGGGCCUUUCGGGUGCCUCUGCGUGUUUGUUAAUCAACGCCCGUUCUUUUGUACUCAUACUGUUGUAUCUUUUAAUGCUGCAUUUGGAACUAAUGUGAUCCUCCGACACAGUGUAACACAUUAUAAUCCGAUGUGACUUGCGGGUUUAAUGAUCGGGUUAAAGGGUUGAAAGCUCUUGGUUCCCAAAAAGCACCCUAAUUGACACGCGUUUAGUUCCUUCCUUUGGCGGGUGGCGAGGACGCUCUGGCCCGACCUUUGAAUUAUCUCCUCAUUCCUUUCCCACGACAAAAUGGACCUGGUUCACACCUCCGCUCUCCGCCGCCCUUGCUGAGGUGUGGAGCGACGGAGCCUGGCGUGCCGUGUCAUCGCCACCUGACGACACUGCGGCUUCUGAAAGCGAGAAGGGGGAGAGCAGCGGCUGGAGGAUGGGGGAGGUGGCUCAUUGUAUGCUUCGACUGAAAGACAUACGCCUUGAAUGUGAUUUCACACCUUUCAGGUAGCUGUCGUUUGCAGGUGAUGUCAUUAAAGUCAGCGUGCAGAGGCUAUAGCUCAGGGAAAUAUUCAGUGAGCAUUAACCCCCCCGGUUUUAAUCAGCUAAAAUAUCUUUUUUUUUGGUGCAAAUGAAAGCAUUUUGGGAUAUGCACCCCUCCGGAGCAAAUGUUCAAAUCCCUGAAGGUUGCAAAGUUCCGGAACUUUCUUCUUCCUUAUCUCAUUUUUCCUAUCCUCCUCACGCCUCCCCCCCCCCCCCCCCCCUCACUACAGUGCUUUACUCCGAUGCUCGCUAAUGUAUUCCGUCUGAGACCCAAACGCCACGCGGCGCAUCCGGCCUGCAGGGAGCUCUGUCUCUGAGCCGGUCUGAGCUGGAAGGAGGCGCGACGAGGAGGAGGAGGAGGAGCGGGGUGUCCCUCCGCCGACCUUUGACCCCCCGGGCGCGGUUCCUUGCUCUUACAGUCGCUGUAUGUUUUUGUAAAAUAGAAGAAAAAAGACCAAAAGAAAAAAAAAAAUAUUUAUUGAAAUGUGUUUUAAGAAACAGAAUGAAUAUAAUUAAUUAAACGGACCUUGCUUUUAUUUUGAAAAGCUACUGUGUUUUCUAUUAAUCUAAUAUAACAAGAGUAUGUAUCCCGGAGUUAAUAAAGUGAUUUUUUUUCCUGA
Molecule: messenger RNA, 6045 nt
Organism: Pungitius pungitius (ninespine stickleback)
Lineage: Eukaryota; Metazoa; Chordata; Actinopteri; Perciformes; Gasterosteidae
Gene: plcl1
Product: phospholipase C like 1
Exons: 12
Coding region: 427-3912 (1161 amino acids)
Biological process (GO): release of sequestered calcium ion into cytosol; phosphatidylinositol-mediated signaling; lipid metabolic process
Molecular function (GO): phosphatidylinositol-4,5-bisphosphate phospholipase C activity
Source: RefSeq, a predicted model, not a curated record